UCACGGACCUCAUGGGCCGCAUCAAUAAUGCAAAGAAGAACCUGCGUAUACCGGUGCUGGAGCCAAUGGGCAACGGCCGUCGUUUUCUUUCCAGCGAGCAAGUUUUCAUUUGACGUCUUGUCAGCCCACAAGCAGGCGCCAGCAGGCGACGACGACUAUGCCUUUUCGUCCUCCUCCGACGACAGCUCUGACGACGAAACGACGAGGAUGAAGCUGCAUUCCAGCGUGUCGGGAGCAGCGGAAGUCACCACGGCAAUUUCAACAUGUUCGGACGCAAGUCACAUGUCAUGCACACGACUCUGGUCCACAAAUACAUCGAGACCCUGCACUCGCAUUGGCCCAACGGAGCGCCCCACCUGAUGCACUUGCUGGUGCCGCUGCCCCAAAGCGGAAGCGCGCUUUUUGAGACGUUAAGCAGUGUGUUUAAAGUUGGCCGCUCGAAGCUGCGCAAGGCUAACAUGCACUAUCUUUUUGGCGUUGCCGCCGCUCAGGUGGGCUGCCUGCCGCUGGUGUACAUGUCUGAGGCACGCGUGCUGAAGGCCAGCCAUUCAGAUGAUGGCGACGCACAUGAGGCUGUGCUGUCAAAGGGAAUAAGUGCGGCCUCGCCCCAUAUGCAACUGCUGGCACGGUAUUCUCGCAUGCUUGAGAUUCGCCCGUGGGACCUUAAGGGCAGCGACAUUCGCCUACUCGUCGAUGAGUACGUUGAAAUUCACCGUGAGCAGAUCAAUGUUGGGCAGAAGCGUCCGCGUGGCGACAGCACUGCCGCACAGUUGUCGUCGCCGCACCUGGGUCCCAACCGCAGCAUAUCCACGACUGCCGUUGGGUCAGCGGGCGAUUUUGCGCGGCGGUCAAUCGAGGAAGCCGCUGUGCGUGACUUUCUACAUGUGACUGUCCUGGCUGCUGUUGGCCAUGGCCUGGGAACGCUGGCCAAUUCCUGUGGUCUUGUACCCGACCUUGAUAUGAGCGCGGGCUCGUACUUUACGCAGGUUGAUAAGAUGAUGACCAUAGAGCCUGCAAACGGGCUGAGCUGCAUGCCAAGCACGGUUGCUAGUGACGCUCACUGCAGUGGCGAAAUACAAGCCAAAGCGCGUCUUUCGGCUGUGUUUGUCGAGAAUGUCGAGCAAAACACCACGGACUUAAUUGCUCGCCUGAGCAAACCCGCCUACGCUCCCAGCUCGAGUGUUGCGCCCCCAGCUGCCGCUGCCAUCCAUUCGUCGUCGCAGCCGCAGAUUCCGCUGCUGCCGCAGCCACCCGCAUCAAUGCUGCGCUCGUUCUCUGGCGGCGACUCGCGCGUCAACGGGUACUACCGCACGCUGACCCAUGUAAUCGAUCCCAUGGACAGCCCUGCACCGCAGUUUGCUGCCUACUGCACGAUGCGCACGCGCAAGCUGGCAAAGUACGAGCUGCCGAAGGCAAUGCGCAAAGGAGUCCUCUGUCUACCACAGUGUCGCCCAGCAACUUUCCCAAAAUAAAUCAGCCGCUUCUGGGUCUCAGCACCCUUUCGCUCGGCUUGCCUGUGUUGCCCGUCAGUACGCCGAUAUCUUCAGCGCCAAAAUCUGU
Molecule: messenger RNA, 1560 nt
Organism: Kickxella alabastrina
Lineage: Eukaryota; Fungi; Kickxellomycota; Kickxellomycetes; Kickxellales; Kickxellaceae
Exons: 1
Coding region: 264-1472 (402 amino acids)
Source: RefSeq, a predicted model, not a curated record